This is a messenger RNA of Hydra vulgaris (swiftwater hydra), 1075 nucleotides long. Its product is annotated as pituitary homeobox 1. Gene Ontology annotation, biological process: regulation of transcription by RNA polymerase II; anatomical structure morphogenesis. Gene Ontology annotation, cellular component: nucleus. The record is from RefSeq and is a predicted model, not a curated record. Gene Ontology annotation, molecular function: RNA polymerase II cis-regulatory region sequence-specific DNA binding; DNA-binding transcription factor activity, RNA polymerase II-specific. Lineage: Eukaryota; Metazoa; Cnidaria; Hydrozoa; Anthoathecata; Hydridae.
UUUUAAUAGAAAUGUCCAAUACAAAAAUGUCAACAGAAGUUAACUGAAAAUUACAAUGUUAUCGAGUGACAGCGCUAUGUAAACUCCGACCAUGGACAAUAUUUGUUGUCUACGUAAAAGAGCUUUGUUUGAAGAUUGCCGCAAAUUAUUUAACAAAAAGCUUAAAAGAUGAAAGACUUACGCGGCUAACGCAAUGUCAAACUUGACUUCUACAUCAAUACUAAGACCUAAAAAAGAUUACCACUUCUAUUAGAUUUUCAAGUAUGCUAACGAACGAUAAGCCUGCGAGCAGCCAAGCUUCUAAUGUCUUAAAAAAGACGGAGAGCCCAGUGCAAGCUAGGGUUAAACAGGAUGUGGAAAAUAAAGAAGAUACGAGCGGAUACACAGCUGGAGUUGAUAAUCGCAUAAGAAGACAAAGAACGCAUUUCACCGUCACACAACUUCACCGUUUAGAAACAUGUUUUGCAAGAAACAGGUAUCCAGAUAUGGCAAUGAGAGAAGAUAUUGCUCAAUGGUGUUCUCUUACGGAGUCGCGCGUUAGGAUAUGGUUUAAAAACCGACGUGCAAAAUGGCGUAAAAAGGAAAGACAUUUAGAACGCCCCGAUAUAUGCAAUUUUGCACCAACAUAUAGAUUCGAAUCGCCAUCGCCUUACGAAAGAAGACCAACAUUUCCAACAACGUAUUCUUCAAAUGUAUCGCAACCUACAUUGCCUACUUGCUCCAGCUUAAAUAAUAGAUCCUCGCAUGCAUCAUUAGGUCAUUAUUAUUCCCAUAAUACCCAUUGGUAUCCAUCAGAUCACCCAGUACACUCUCUUUCUCAAAGAAACAGUCCUUCAAACAGUCCAGCUGGCUGGUACGGAAUUAACUACAACGAACCAGUUCGAGGAUAUCCAACUUGUCCGCAAAGUAGCUCCUCAACAUUAAGCAGAGAAGACGAAAUGAUGAGCCCUAUUUCGUUUUCUCAACGAACUCAUACGUUUUCUCCUGGGGAUCAUAGUUAUCAACAUUCAAUAUAAAUAUCUUUUGUUACUCAAUGUAGAAUAUGUACAUUGCAUAUAUAUAUAUAUAUACAUAU